AAAGCGAGGUGGGGAAACGACCAGAUCUGAUGCUUUCUCUCUUUUGUGCUGGCCGCUGGAGAUGAGCCUAGGCUUGACCUGACCAUGAUUCCAAGGACUGGCACUUCUUUUUUACCCCCAGUUUGUAGAGAUCCAGACCUUCUCUUCCUGAUUGUCAAGAAAAUUAAAUUACUGCUGAAUUUGGGAAUCUAGGCAGCACCAGCUUACUUUUUCUCUGCAUCUCUCUGGAAUUGUUUCUGGGAUAUUUUCCAAAUCAUCACAGAAAGCAGGAGGAAUGAACCGGCAGCUAGUGAAAAUUUUGACAACCUUGUUUGCAUUUUUCUUAGAGACAAACCACUUCAGGACGACUUUCUGUAAAGAACAUGAUUCAAGAUCUGGAAAAUCCCCCUCACAGACCCUGUCUCCUUCAGAUUUUUUGGACAAAUUGAUGGGAAGGACAUCGGGAUAUGAUGCUAGAAUCAGACCAAAUUUUAAAGGUCCUCCAGUAAACGUUACUUGCAAUAUUUUUAUCAACAGUUUUGGAUCAGUCACAGAAACCACAAUGGACUACAGAGUGAACAUUUUUUUGAGACAGCAGUGGAAUGACUCACGUCUGGCUUACAGCGAAUAUCCUGAUGAUUCCCUGGAUUUGGAUCCCUCUAUGCUGGACUCUAUUUGGAAGCCAGAUUUAUUCUUUGCCAAUGAGAAGGGAGCAAACUUUCAUGAUGUCACGACAGACAACAAGUUGCUGAGGAUUUCUAAAACUGGGAAAGUGUUGUACAGUAUCAG
Messenger RNA from Mesitornis unicolor (brown roatelo), 768 nucleotides. RefSeq names its product glycine receptor subunit alpha-2. Gene Ontology annotation, biological process: chemical synaptic transmission; signal transduction; chloride transmembrane transport. The record is from RefSeq and is a predicted model, not a curated record. Gene Ontology annotation, cellular component: neuron projection; synapse; plasma membrane. Gene Ontology annotation, molecular function: glycine binding; transmitter-gated monoatomic ion channel activity; chloride channel activity. The transcript is spliced from 4 exons. NCBI's taxonomy places the organism in Eukaryota, Metazoa, Chordata, Aves, Mesitornithiformes, Mesitornithidae. The annotation marks the transcript as partial.